Quercus robur (English oak) is the source of this 1101-nucleotide messenger RNA. RefSeq lists its product as uncharacterized. The record is from RefSeq and is a predicted model, not a curated record. The transcript is spliced from 2 exons. Bases 1 to 1101 code for a protein of 366 amino acids. NCBI's taxonomy places the organism in Eukaryota, Viridiplantae, Streptophyta, Magnoliopsida, Fagales, Fagaceae.
AUGGACGAAAAUGACAAUGACGUCGCCAUCAGCACGUUCAAAAGUGGUCUCCCCACUGAGCACGGUUUAAGGAAAUCUUUAAUUGGUAAACCCGUCACCAGCGUUUGCCAACUGAUGGACAGGAUUGACAAAUAUAAAAGGGUGGAAGAGGACCAGCUACAAGGGAGAGGAAAGGAGAAGAUCAUCCCCCCUAAAGGAAAUGAUUACAGGUCAGAACAAUAUAACAGUAACCAGCCGAGGAGGGAUUUUUCGAGACAGGCUGGACAAACCAACAUGCAAAUGGUUAAUGCCAUAUUCAGAGAGCCGAUGCAACAAGUUCUGAAGAGAGUAAAAAAUGAGCCUUUCUUCAAAUGGCUGAGUAAAAUGGCCGGAGACCCCUCGAAGCGCAACCAGAACCUCGGUCAUUUGGGCCAAGCAGUACAAGAGCAUCGGAAAGAUGUAUCUUUAAGACCUCCCACGGGGACGAUACACGUCAUCCUCACUGCCCCAGGAAGAACUGGCUCUUUUCCUUCUGGGGUGCUGUCCGUGGCUCGGCUCCCCGCCGAGGAUGGUGAGAGGGAGUCCAAAAGAUCUAAAAAGGGAAACUCAUUAAUAUUGGGGUUCUUGGACGAGGAUAAGGGGGGAACUAUCCAACCUCACGACGAUGCUUUAGUGGUUACGUUGAGGAUUGGAGGUUUCGACAUGAAGAGGGUAAUAGUAGAUCCGGGCAGUGCAGUGGAAGUAAUGUACCCUGAUCUGUACAAGGGGCUGAACUUAAGACCUGAGGACUUAAAUGCUUAUGACUCUCCUCUUAUAAGUUUCGAAGGAAAGGCUGUCAUACCAAAAGGGCAAAUCAGAUUACCCAUACAGACCGGAUUAGAGGUGGUGGAGGUGGAUUUUAUUAUGGUCGAUGCCUAUUCACCCUACACGGCCAUAGUAGCCAGACCUUGGCUCCAUACCCUGGGAGUCGUGUCUUCUACGCUUCACCAGAAGGUAAAAUACCCGUCAGGGGGCCAAGUGGAAGAAUUUCGUGGAGAUCAGGCCAUGGCUAGGCAAUGCAUGGUGGCUGCCAUCUCAUGUUGGUCCAAUGCCGAGUCCUCAGCUCCUGUGAAGAGCUUAUAG